Messenger RNA from Aphis gossypii (cotton aphid), 912 nucleotides. RefSeq lists its product as uncharacterized. The record is from RefSeq and is a predicted model, not a curated record. The coding region runs from base 1 to 912 and encodes 303 amino acids. NCBI's taxonomy places the organism in Eukaryota, Metazoa, Arthropoda, Insecta, Hemiptera, Aphididae. The transcript has a single exon.
AUGCGCGUCCACACCGUUGACAAAAAUCUCCCGGUCGCGUUCAGCUCGAUUUUCGGCUGGAUUUUGAUGGGACCAAUUUCCGAGGGGGAACUGGCAUCAUUUCAUUCAUUACCGGUGUCCCUUACUAUCUCCCUAGAGGGACUCAUGCAUCACUUUUGGGAAGUGGAGGAACCUGAGGUUGCUCCGGAGACCUUUACCGAUGAAGGGCGAUGCGAACAAAUUUUCCGAGACGGGCACGUGCGUCUACCAUCGGGUCGUUUUUCUGUGCCAUUACCGUUCCGCGCACGCGUGUCCGAUCAUACAUUUGAUCGAUCUUGUGAGACAGCAAUAAAGCGGUUCGAAUCGCUAGAACGCAAAUUGUCCACUGAUCACAAGCUCAAGUCACUGUAUAAAGACUUCAUGGCCGAAUAUCUCACGUUAGGUCACAUGUCGGUUGCAACAACCCCCGGGCAGUAUUAUAUUCCCCACCAUGCUAUAUGCAAAAAUGACGGUGUAGAUACGAAAAUUAGAGUGGUCUUUGACGCAUCUGCGAAAGGUCCCACGGGUAUGUCGUUGAAUCGUGCGUUGCUUCCCGGACCUAAACUACAGCGUGAUAUAGUUGAUAUCUUGAUACGUUUCCGUUUAUUUCGCCAUGCAUUCACGGCGGACAUCUGUAAUAUGUACCGCCAAAUUUUGAUUUUACCUGAGUUCAGUGCUUAUCAGCACAUUUUGUGGCGCGACUCCCCGUUCGAUCAAUUGAUCGACUAUGAACUCAAUACCGUGACGUAUGGAGUAAACUGCGCCCCCUUUCUAGCACUCCGGGUGCUGAGUGCCUUAGCUGACAGUGAUUGUGUGUCGUUUCCACGUGUUCGCUACGCGUUAUGUCAUCAAACAUACGUUGACGACAUCUGCUACGGGGCUAACAUCAACUAA